Messenger RNA from Salpingoeca rosetta, 1002 nucleotides. RefSeq lists its product as uncharacterized. The record is from RefSeq and is a predicted model, not a curated record. NCBI's taxonomy places the organism in Eukaryota, Choanoflagellata, Craspedida, Salpingoecidae. The transcript has 3 exons. Bases 1 to 1002 code for a protein of 333 amino acids.
AUGGCGGGGAUUCCACGAGUGGGCGGUGUCGUCGUCGUGUCGCUUGUGGUGGCGGCGGCACUGCUGUUGGUUGCAGUGCCGCAGCAUGCUCGAGCCGCAUCUUCCUCCGCAACAGCAACAACGACGCCAAGCAGCACAACACAGGCUACACUGUGUCAUGUUGACGAGGGUGCCCUCGCCCGCAUCUACCCAAUUGUGCACAACUGCACUCACCUUGAGGCCGGCCAGACGUGCGUGUCCCAUUGCGACGAGAGUCGGCAGUUUAGCGGCGAGCCGUUGAGGAUCAAGUGCACAAGCAGCGGUGUCACAGACCCUCCCUUCCCGCAGAUGCAGUGCACCCGAAGGCGCCACCACAUUCAAACCACAGAAGACGGCAUUGUCAUCACUGCAUAUCAGGGGGAUGUGAUAGCUCGUGUGGGCGAGACGACGGUGGGCGUGCUUGAGCUUGACGCAGACGUGAGCACCAUCCACACGCGCCUCAGUGAAAUUGAGGCCCAAGACCUGAACCCACGCGUCGAGGACUUGGAGCAGGGCUUCCCGCUGCUGUCUUCAGAGCUGUCGGCAGUCAACGCUUCUCAGAGCGCCCAGGUUGCCGCAUCCGUCUCAAGUCUGCGUGCUGAUCUUUCAGACGCCGUGAAUGAUGCUAUGCAAAGUCGGCAAGACCUUGACACCGAGCUUCGCACUCGCAUCACCGCCGCCGAAAAUACCGCUCGCACAAACAUCGAGAAUGCCACCGCCCUCCUUUCCCAGCAAGUCGCUGCUGCAUCUUUGAGCCUCGAGUCCGAACUGCAAGACCUGAACACGGCAUUUUCAGAAGUGGUGGACAACGCGCUCGAGUCUGUUGGCUCUGUCGAAUCACGCGUCGACAGCCACGACACCACCCUGUCUGCGCAGACCGCCGACAUCUCCACGACCAGCAUGGAACUCAGCGCCGUCGCUGAACGCGUCGAUACGGCGGAAGAGGACAUUGACCUUGUGCAAGGUAUGGCAGGGUUUGACUGA